AGAAAGACUUCACAUUUUACCAUUAUUUGCUCUGAGCUCAGGUCAGCUUUUCUCUCUUCCCCUCUCUCCUCUCUCUUCUACUUUAUGGUACAGUUGAAUUAACAAUGCCAUUGAACUACUACUUCCAUGAAUGUAUCUUCUUUACACUUGUUGUCUUAAGUUUCUAUUUUUGUCUGAUCCAGAUCUAGUUUCUUCUCUUGUGUCUUGUGAACACUUUAGCUUCUUACUGUCUUUAUGUUUGUUGUUGUUGUGUCGGUUUGUUUUUCAUUUUUCCAGUAAUGUUGAAGAAACAAGUUCAAGAUCUGACUUAACUAACUUACACUAGUUUUAGUUUGCUAGUAGCUAUAUAAUUCUUUGAUCCUGUUAAAGAACUCAAAGAUCAUUCGUUCUUGAAAACAGAUCCGGAUCUGAGAUAGGGUUCUUGAUAAAGAUUCGAUAUUUGAAUCCUGAUUUGGUUUCUUGUAAUGCAGUAGGAGAGUUCAAGAAACAAUGGCAAAGAUGCAAUUAUCAAUCUUUAUCGCUGUCGUUGCGCUUAUCGUCUGCUCUGCAUCUGCUAAAACCGCAAGCCCUCCAGCUCCAGUGCUGCCACCGACACCAGCUCCAGCACCAGCCCCGGAAAAUGUGAAUCUCACCGAGCUUUUAAGUGUAGCUGGUCCGUUCCACACAUUCCUCGACUACCUUCUCUCGACUGGAGUCAUUGAGACUUUCCAAAACCAAGCUAACAACACUGAGGAAGGCAUCACAAUCUUUGUCCCUAAAGAUGAUGCUUUCAAAGCUCAGAAGAAUCCUCCUUUGUCAAAUCUCACAAAGGAUCAGCUUAAGCAGCUUGUUCUCUUCCAUGCUCUGCCUCAUUACUAUUCGCUUUCGGAAUUCAAGAACUUGAGCCAAUCUGGUCCAGUGAGCACCUUUGCUGGUGGUCAAUACUCCUUGAAAUUCACUGAUGUUUCUGGCACGGUUAGGAUUGAUUCUUUAUGGACCAGGACUAAAGUCAGCAGCAGUGUUUUCUCCACUGACCCUGUUGCGGUUUACCAAGUGAACCGCGUGCUUCUACCCGAAGCAAUCUUUGGUACUGAUGUCCCUCCAAUGCCUGCUCCAGCUCCUGCUCCUAUCGUUAGUGCUCCUUCGGAUUCUCCUUCAGUUGCUGAUUCUGAAGGAGCUUCUUCACCAAAGUCCUCACACAAGAACUCCGGACAAAAGCUGCUACUUGCACCAAUCUCCAUGGUUAUUUCCGGUUUGGUGGCAUUGUUCUUGUGAUCAGAUGGUUUUGCAGAUUGAGUUAUGUUUUUAAGUUACAAUGUGAAAGAUUGUAUUACAUCAUUUGAAUUGUCUUUUUGAUUUUUGAAACCCAUUUUUUAUUAUACAUUUUUAUCAUUAUUAUUGUUUGUCAUUACGAUUGUUGUGAAUUGAAAUUGUUCCUCCAUUUUGCUUUUCUUUAGUUAAUUUUGCUUCAUUUGCAA
Messenger RNA from Arabidopsis thaliana (thale cress), 1457 nucleotides. It is a transcript of the gene FLA7, whose product is annotated as FASCICLIN-like arabinoogalactan 7. The record is from RefSeq and is marked reviewed. The transcript has a single exon. Gene Ontology annotation, cellular component: plasma membrane; membrane. Lineage: Eukaryota; Viridiplantae; Streptophyta; Magnoliopsida; Brassicales; Brassicaceae. Bases 490 to 1254 code for a protein of 254 amino acids.